Messenger RNA from Lottia gigantea (owl limpet), 477 nucleotides. RefSeq lists its product as hypothetical. The record is from RefSeq and is a predicted model, not a curated record. The transcript is spliced from 5 exons. Bases 1 to 477 code for a protein of 158 amino acids. Lineage: Eukaryota; Metazoa; Mollusca; Gastropoda; Lottiidae.
AUGGAUAGUAUGGAAGACAGUGGAAUUGACAGUGAUCACAAAAAUCAGAUUGAACCUAAGUCUAAAUUAGAUGAUAAAGAUUACCUGAAAGCUCAAAAGAAACCAAAUGAAUUGCAGAAGAAGAUAGAAAAGCAUCGUGAAAUAGCUAGAAGAGCACAAAAGGCCAUAGACCAGCAACCCAAAAAAACGUUCUUAACAAGAAACAGGGUACCCAUACAGGCAAUGAACCAAGAUACACCUAGUCCAGAUCAACAGCCAUUAGUUGCUAUAAUGAGUGACAGUGAAGAAGAUGAAUUUGAUGUGCCUCGAAUGUCUAAAGCUGCUCAUAAAGAAAUUACAGAACAAUUAAUAAAAGAUGGUUAUAAUUUAGAUCUAGAACCUGAUGAUGAAGAUUUAGAUUUAAUACCACCUAGACCUCUACAUGAACGUUAUUCUUGUUGUCAGUCAAAUACCCCUACUAAUUGUUCUAUACAAUGA